GGGGUUGCGGAUUGGUGGACGCCUGCCUACGCCUCUGGCUGUGAAGGUGAACGUCUCCUCCAGGCAGAUUCGGAGAAGUGCUAGCCUCGGCCAACUCUUGCAAUGGCUCCCGUCUUUAGGUCCGUGUUCGGCGCCGUCCCGCAGGCCACGCCAGUGGCCGUCUUCCAGCUGACGGCGGAUUUCCGCGUUGAUACGGACCCGCGCAAGGUCAACUUGGGAGUGGGAGCUUAUCGCACAAAUGAAGGGCAGCCUUGGGUCUUGCCAGUAGUUCGGAAAGUGGAGCAGAUGAUUGCCAAAGACACCAGUUUAAAUCAUGAGUAUCUUCCGAUCUUGGGCUUGCCAGAGUUUCGUGCUAAUUCCUCACGAAUUGCCUUAGGAGAGGACAGUCCGGCCAUCAAGGAAAACAGGGUAGGGGGUGUACAGUCUUUAGGAGGCACAGGGGCUCUGCGUAUUGGAGCGGAAUUCUUGAGGCGCUGGUACAAUGGAACCAACAACACAGCAACCCCUGUCUACAUUUCUUCCCCUUCCUGGGAGAACCAUAAUUCGGUCUUUACGGAUGCUGGCUUCAAGGACAUCCGAACCUAUCGUUAUUGGGAUGGUGCCAAAAGGGGUCUGGACAUCCAGGGAUUCCUGGAAGACUUGGAGGAAGCUCCAGAGUUCUCCAUUUUUGUCCCUCCAUGCCCAGCUCAUAAUCCCACUGGAACAGACCUCACCCAGGAGCAGUGGAAAAUGAUUGCAGCUGUUAUGAAGCGACGGUUCCUUUUCCCUUUCUUCGACUCUGCCUAUCAAGGUUUUGCCUCCGGUUGUCUGGACAGGGACGCCUGGGCUGUGCGCUUUUUUGUUUCCGAGGGCUUUGAACUCUUCUGUGCACAAUCCUUCUCCAAAAACUUUGGGCUCUACAAUGAACGGGUCGGAAACCUGUCAGUUGUGGCAAAGGAUGCUGACAAUGUGCAGCGUACCCUGUCCCAGAUGGAGAAGAUUGUCCGCACAACAUGGUCCAACCCUCCAUCGCAGGGUGCCCGAAUUGUGACUACAACGCUGACUUCACCAGAGCUGUUCACUGAAUGGAAAGCAAAUGUGAAGACAAUGGCAGAUCGAGUCUUGUUGAUGCGAGCAGAGCUCAGGUCUCGGCUUGAGACUCUGGGCACUCCAGGCACUUGGAACCACAUCACUGAGCAGAUUGGGAUGUUCAGCUUUACUGGGCUUAACUCUAAGCAAGUUGAGUAUCUGAUCAAGGAGAAGCACAUCUACCUAAUGGCCAGUGGUCGUAUCAACAUGUGCGGCUUGACCACCACGAACUUGGACUAUGUUGCUGGCUCCAUCCACGAAGCAGUUACCCAGAUCCAGUAAGGUGCAGCCAAAUGUUACGUGCCUGUGUGUGUAACUUUCUCCUCUGUUUUGAACCCCCCAAAAAAUGACCCAGAGCAGUGAAGGGAAGAUGCCAUUGUCAAGAGUAGGAGGAGGAAUGGGGGCUAAGUGGAAAAUAACGUGUGAACUGCACUUAAUUUGUCUGCUUUUAAACCUCUUGAGGCUGCCCUUGGUUAAAAACAAAACAAAAAGAAAGCCCCAAAUCAGCUGGGUAGAACUACACACAACUGCACGUCUGCAAAUCUGUCAAUUCAGUACAGUAUAUUUGCUCCCCAAGCUCACUGUUUCAUUGCUGGAACUCAGCAGAGACUGUAAUACUAUCAGGAAUAGGUCUCCUGGCCUUUGAUUUAUGGGAGAAAGAUUGUAUGAAGUACAUGUGAACUGUUCAUCCGCACACAUCAUAUUAACUCUUCCACCUAUCUUGUCUGUAGUAUGUCCCUUUGCACUUUAUGUAACUAACCCUGCUGCAGCAAAAAGGCACUGUUUGUGGGAACAGAUACCAAAAUGACUGUUGUUGCUGGGAGCAAGACUGGAACUGGUUCCCAUUUUCCAGACUUGCAUGAGCAAAGAUUGUAACUUUUACCUGUACCUUUUCUGUUAGUACAAUAAAACAGUCAAACAGUC
Messenger RNA from Sphaerodactylus townsendi, 1992 nucleotides. RefSeq names its product glutamic-oxaloacetic transaminase 1 (gene GOT1). Lineage: Eukaryota; Metazoa; Chordata; Lepidosauria; Squamata; Sphaerodactylidae. Gene Ontology annotation, cellular component: cytosol. The record is from RefSeq and is a predicted model, not a curated record. Gene Ontology annotation, biological process: L-aspartate biosynthetic process. Bases 103 to 1350 code for a protein of 415 amino acids. The transcript has 9 exons. Gene Ontology annotation, molecular function: L-aspartate:2-oxoglutarate transaminase activity; pyridoxal phosphate binding.